AAACCGAGCAAUUCCGGUUUAGUUUCUACAGUUUAUUGAACCGUCUUCUUCAGUCCCUUCAAAGUUUGUGGUUUUGGGAUUUGCAGAACGAAGCAGUCGAAGAAAAAUGUCUGCAACUAGGUCUACAUUUCUAGGCUCCAUCUUCAGAACCGCUAAAGCACGAAUUUUGAUCUCACCCAUCGCUAGACGCUCUCUCCCAAGCCCUAAUUUCACUUCCUCGCGCUUCCACACUUCUUCUUCUCUUCGUCAGUCUCGAAUCGAAGGUUCUAUUCCAAGAAGUUUUCUUCCGAGCAUCCAUGUACGAUUUCAUAGUGUUAGUGCUUCCACUUGGUUCAGUUCUCGACGAACCUCUUCUCAAGGUCGAUUAGCAUCUGUUUCCAUGUAUAUACAAUACUCAACUUCAGUCCCAACACGUUCACUUAGAAGGAGAAUCAGCAAUAGAAAGAAAUCGAGUGCAAAACCAAUCCUUAAUGUUUCAAAGUUUCAUGAAACGAUAUCAAAGCUUCCACCAAGAUUCACCCCUGAAGAACUAGCUGAUGCUAUAACUCUUGAAGAAGACCCGUUUCUGUGUUUCCAUCUCUUUAACUGGGCAUCGCAACAGCCGAGGUUUACGCAUGAGAAUUGCUCUUACCAUAUCGCGAUAAGGAAGCUCGGUGCUGCGAAAAUGUAUCAAGAAAUGGAUGAUAUUGUGAACCAAGUGCUCUCGGUUCGUCAUAUUGGUAACGAGAAUCUUUACAAUUCGAUCAUCUUCUAUUUCACGAAAGCCGGGAAGUUGAUACGCGCUGUGAAUAUAUUUAGACAUAUGGUGACUAGUAAGAACUUGGAAUGUAGACCAACGAUUAGAACGUAUCAUAUUCUUUUCAAAGCCUUGUUGGGUAGAGGUAACAACUCUUACAUAAACCAUGUGUAUAUGGAGACAGUAAGAUCUUUGUUUAGGCAAAUGGUGGAUAGCGGUAUUGAACCAGACGUAUUCGCUUUGAACUGUUUGGUUAAAGGUUACGUGCUCUCGCUUCACGUCAAUGAUGCACUUAGGAUAUUUCAUCAGAUGAGUGUGGUUUACGAUUGUGAACCGAAUUCGUUUACUUAUGAUUAUCUAAUACAUGGAUUAUGUGCUCAAGGUAGGACCAUUAAUGCUAGAGAAUUGCUUAGUGAGAUGAAAGGAAAAGGCUUUGUUCCUAAUGGGAAAUCUUAUAACUCUCUGGUUAAUGCUUUUGCGCUUAGCGGUGAGAUUGACGAUGCAGUGAAAUGUUUGUGGGAGAUGAUUGAGAAUGGUCGUGUGGUUGAUUUUAUUAGCUAUAGAACACUAGUUGAUGAGAGUUGUAGGAAAGGGAAGUAUGAUGAAGCGACGAGAUUGUUGGAGAUGUUGCGAGAGAAACAGCUUGUGGAUAGAGAUUCUUAUGAUAAGCUUGUGAAUGUUCUUCACAAGGAUUUAUAGAAGAUGUACAAAAUGAUGUUUCUUAUUUUCUUGUAUUGUCGAAAUUUAGAUGAAAUCUGUUUAUUGUUUUUGGUUUAUGGUAAUGAAAAAAUAGUGAGUUACUGUAAAUUCAGUUCUUCUAUUCUCCUCAAUGUUGCAAUUG
Molecule: messenger RNA, 1577 nt
Organism: Arabidopsis thaliana (thale cress)
Lineage: Eukaryota; Viridiplantae; Streptophyta; Magnoliopsida; Brassicales; Brassicaceae
Product: Tetratricopeptide repeat (TPR)-like superfamily protein
Exons: 3
Coding region: 107-1435 (442 amino acids)
Cellular component (GO): mitochondrion
Source: RefSeq, marked reviewed